This is a messenger RNA of Octopus bimaculoides (California two-spot octopus), 3131 nucleotides long. RefSeq names its product DNA-directed RNA polymerases I, II, and III subunit RPABC3. Gene Ontology annotation, biological process: DNA-templated transcription. Gene Ontology annotation, cellular component: RNA polymerase II, core complex; RNA polymerase I complex; RNA polymerase III complex. NCBI's taxonomy places the organism in Eukaryota, Metazoa, Mollusca, Cephalopoda, Octopoda, Octopodidae. The record is from RefSeq and is a predicted model, not a curated record.
AAAAUGAAAUUGUUAUUAAUAUGUUCAGGAAAAAAUCUGUUUAAUAAACCGUUGAAAUGUGCACUUAUCAAUCUGUAUUUGCUAAGGUUUGGCGAAAAAUGUAUUGCAGAUUAAAGAGACAAUAUAUAUAUAUAUAUAUAUAAACAAAACAAACGGAAGCGAACUGGCUCUGACAGAAUAGUCUUAAGCCCAGUAUUACAUUCCUGAGACAUAUUAACCCUUUCAAUGUCACGUCAGCCUGGUAAGCAUGUUUUGAACAUCUGUCUUACAGCUUAGGCUAGAUUAUAGUGGCAGCAAAGUGGUUGAGUGUCGAUAGCUGAUAUAUUUAACUGGUUCCAAACCUCGAUAUCUGUUCGAGCAUCGAUACUCCGCCCCUCAUUUUCACCUCUAUCUCAACUUAUCCGAAGACAACACGAUUUCAUGUAAUGAAGAACACUGCCAUGCAGUAGUAACCGCCGUCACUACUGAGAAAUAUCGACUGGAAAGGGUUAAAGCACGUGAAUUGCUGAUUAUAUUGAUGAAGUGAAACUGGAGAACUGUUAAUAUGACAAGCCUUGUGCAAAACAAAUCCAACCUUCAACAUUUGUAGUCUUCGUGCUACGCUGAAAAAAUUUCAUUAACAACUUGUUUUUAAAAUCUGAAUCAAAAUGUAGUUUAGUUACGCAAAUUUUUAUUUAUCAAUUCAAAGAUGUGUUACUGUUUUUUCCUAACCACCUGCUGUUGCAGUGUUUAAAAUAACUAUUAUUGAUUUUUCUCUUUUUAAUGCUAAAACUAUGAGAUUCUUUACGUUUAACAAUCUACAAUAACACAUCUGUGAACAGAACGACAGUUUUCUUUUCAACAUAACAUUUAUAUGUUUUUAAUGACAAUAUGUGGCAAAUACCACAGAGUAAGUUCCUAGCAAAUAGAGUCUGCAACAUGGUUUUCAUUCUCGUUAGUAACAAUUUCACUUGAUCUUCCAUCGCUAAAGUAUUUGAGGCAUGAACGUCACACAACUUCUUUCUCUCCUCCAUGAAUCCGAAGUCCUGUGCAAUGACAACACACAUUAUGCGACUCUACAAAGUUGGACUUAAGUUUUUUUAUCUAUGUCGCGAUAGAAGGGACUGAUUUCGAUGAAAUAUAUAUUUAUAAUACAUCGACGGAAAUGAAGGAUAAACAGUGACAGUCUGGAGGACAUCAAGGAACUGUUGAGUCGAUAUCUUAAGCUCCAUUUAUUUUAAUGGAAGGAAAAGAAAGAAUAACACCAACAUAUCCGUCAAAAAACAACAAACAAAAAAACAUCUUCGUUGAUGUCGAUACAGUGAACUUGUAACUUAAUUCUUUAAUCAUAACUAACGAAAAUGAAACUUAUUUAAUUUCCUCUUUCCAGUAUUUAUAUCACGGACACAGAACUAUAUCCCAUAACAAUUAAAUUUAGAUUGUAAUGCAUUUUCGGACACGAAGUGUUUGUUUAAAUACAUUUUGUAAACAAUCGAAGCUCAAAGGAUUCUCGCGGUGGAAUGAAUGAAAGAAAAAAAAAAAGUAUUAUGUAUUAAUAUAUAUGUCUAUACAGAUGUAUAACUGUGACAAUCAGGAAUCUAUCGAAAGUUUUAAACGUCACCUGUAAUAGUAAUGAAUUUGAAACGAUUAAUAAGUGAAGAAUUAAAAAAAAUUCAGAAGAUAGCUGAAUACGACAGGUCCUUGUUGCAUGUGGAGAGUAUCUUAACUCUUCCUUUCUCUUUGAUGGCAGAAUAUAUUUUUGAAAAAUAUAUAUAUACUUAAAUACUUAUUAAUAUAUUACCUCAUUUUAAUCAGUUUCUAUGUUUUUUUUAAAAAAAGAGAAAAUUCGUGAAGAAUACGAUAAAUUACAACAAAAUGAAAUUUCUCUUCGCUGAGAAGAUUGUUUAUACAAGUCAAAUUUUCCUUGAAACUUUUACCCUGAAACCAGAGAUGUUUAUAGCACACAUUAGAAUAUAAUGAAUAAAUAAGGAGAAUAUAUUAAACUUUAGUACGAAAAUAAAUCUAAAAUAAAGAAUGCUGGCAUUCAGCAAUGCAGUAAGAUUGUUACAGUAGGAAUAUAGGCUAGCCGAGCUGAUAUUCUAUUGUAGACUUGUUUCGAGGCUACGCACGCCGGGUCGAGUAUUCUGAAGAUGGCGGGUGUUUUGUUUGAAGAUAUUUUCGACGUAAAGGAUCUUGAUCCCGAUGGCAAGAAAUUCGACAGAGUCAGUCGCUUAUUCUGUGAAUCUGAAUCUUUCAAGAUGUAUCUUAUCUUGGAUGUCAAUACACAGACGUAUCCAGUGGAACUUGGUGACAAGUUUCGGAUGGUGAUAGCUACAACUUUACGUGAAGAUGGCUAUCCUGAUGAUGGGGAAUAUUCCCCUGUUGAUAGUGGCCCAACCCGAGCAGACAGCUUUGAAUAUGUUAUGUAUGGAAAGGUUUAUAAAUUGGAAGGCGAUGACAGCGGUGCUGACUCUGGAAGACUGAUUAACCUAUCUCAUCAUGUAUUUAAGGAAGAGUAAUAGAAGACAGGUUCAUCCAACAAGCCUAUGGAACUUUAAGUUAUCUGGAGUGGAGUCAAACUGUUAUUUAAUAGAAUAUGUAGCUAUUACCAAAUGUAUUGAGUGCCACUUUCUUUUGUUUGUCCACUUGUAUUACACAAACCUACAUACAUACACAUACAACGUUUACUUGUAUGCAAACAAACUGAAAGAAACCUUUCCUUUAUCUUUUUUUAAUUAAAUUAUAUUAUAUUUUUAUUCUCAUUUUUAUGCAUGAAUAUAUAUAUACACCUUUUAUAUCAGCCUCACUUUAGUGUAUAUCCAUAAAAGAAAAUUUUAAGAAAUAUUUUGAACAAACACCAAACAAUCUCUACCUCCACAAAACAGGAAGUUUCAUAUCCCUACAGACUAAUCAAAUUGCUUAUGGAAUAAUGAACACCUAGGGAGAAUUUGUGAACAUCAAAGUACAAGAGAUACAACUUUCUAUAUCAAGACAUGCAUAAUUCUUGCAAUGUUCAAAUCCCACAAAAGUCAGCUUUGCCUGUCAUCCUUUCAGGGUUGAUGAAAUGAAGUACCAGUCAACUGCUGGGGUUGACUAUAGGUUUAUCCCAAAUUUUCUGCCUUGUGACUAUUAUAAAAAAAUCAUCAAUUUUU